AUGUCUGGCGGACGAUGCAAGCAACAUAGGAUUUUGCGCAUCCCGCAAGAGCCCAGAGAGACCUGGGCAAACCCGAAAUACGGGAACCAGGGAGCCCUGUGGCUCGGACUAUCCGACAAUACGACCGAUCUAGCUCUCGAGGUUCUCGCUUGUCAAUUUGUGGCACACAAAGUACCCGGUCAUUGUGAUCAGUUCUCACCGCGCAUUAAGAUCCGGAUCCCCCAAUCCCGCGUUGCCUUUGCGCAGCAUGAUUCGGCUCCACGCUAA
Aspergillus luchuensis is the source of this 267-nucleotide messenger RNA. RefSeq lists its product as uncharacterized. The transcript is spliced from 2 exons. NCBI's taxonomy places the organism in Eukaryota, Fungi, Ascomycota, Eurotiomycetes, Eurotiales, Aspergillaceae. The record is from RefSeq and is a predicted model, not a curated record. Bases 1 to 267 code for a protein of 88 amino acids.